Abrus precatorius (Indian licorice) is the source of this 1967-nucleotide messenger RNA. Its product is annotated as plant-specific TFIIB-related protein 1. Gene Ontology annotation, molecular function: TBP-class protein binding. NCBI's taxonomy places the organism in Eukaryota, Viridiplantae, Streptophyta, Magnoliopsida, Fabales, Fabaceae. Gene Ontology annotation, biological process: transcription preinitiation complex assembly; DNA-templated transcription initiation. Gene Ontology annotation, cellular component: nucleus; transcription preinitiation complex. Bases 274 to 1770 code for a protein of 498 amino acids. The record is from RefSeq and is a predicted model, not a curated record. The transcript has 3 exons.
AUUAGAAUUUGAUUCAAGCUCAUGUUCAAGCUCAUGUUUGGAUUACAUUUUAUUUUACGCCCAAAUAAAAAUAUCUUAACCAAAAUUUCUGGAAUACAACAUAAAACAGGCCAGGGAAUGCGCAAGUUUGGAUAGAGAAGUAUUUGAAAAGCAAAACGAAUUUAAUUUCCAAGUAUGCGAGUGAUAUGAGGCCCAUUGGUGGCAUUGACUGGAUUGGAUAGGUACAAAUAAGGGACCAAACAAGCAGGCGCAUUCAAGAAGCAGUAGAAAAAAAUGAAGUGCCCGUACUGCACGGCGGCGCAGGGGCGUUGCGCCACCACGAGCUCGGGGCGCUUCAUCACGGAGUGCACGUCUUGCGGGCGCGUGGUGGAAGAGCGACAAUCGCAUCCCCACCACGUGUUUCACCUGCGCGCCCAAGAUAACCCUCUGUGCCUGGUCACAUCGGAUCUCCCUCUCCCCACCCUCCAUCAAAACGACGAGGACCCAUUCGAGCCCACGGGCUUCAUCACCGCCUUCUCCACAUGGUCCCUCGAGCCCAGCCCACUUUACCUUCAGUCCUCUCUCUCCUUCUCGGGUCACCUAGCCGAGCUCGAACGCACUCUCGAAUCUUCCUCCUCCUCCUCUUCCUCUUCUUCCUCUUCCUCAUCUACCGUCGUGGUCGAUAACUUGAGAGCUUACAUGCAGAUUAUUGAUGUAGGGUCAAUUCUAGGGUUAGAUUGCGAUAUUUCCGACCAUGCUUUUCAGUUAUUCAGGGAUUGUUGCUCCGCUACUUGUCUGAGAAAUCGCAGUGUGGAGGCGCUUGCCACUGCUGCUCUCGUUCAGGCCAUUAGAGAGGCUCAAGAGCCGAGAACUCUUCAGGAAAUUUCAAUUGCAGCGAAUGUGCCACAAAAGGAAAUUGGGAAAUACAUCAAGAUACUGGGAGAGGCUUUGCAGCUAAGUCAACCUAUUAACAGCAAUUCCAUUUCAGUUCAUAUGCCAAGAUUUUGCACUCUUCUUCAGCUCAAUAAAUCUGCUCAGGAACUGGCUACUCACAUAGGAGAGGUGGUGAUCAACAAGUGCUUCUGCACUCGCAGGAAUCCAAUUAGCAUCUCAGCCGCUGCUAUAUAUCUGGCUUGCCAACUUGAAGACAAACGCAAAACUCAAGCUGAAAUUUGUAAGGUAACUGGUCUUACUGAAGUCACUCUCCGAAAGGUGUACAAGGAACUAUUAGAGAAUUGGGAUGAUUUGCUUCCCUCGAAUUACACCCCAGCCGUUCCUCCUGAGAGAGCAUUUCCCACUACUAUAAUUGCUGCCAGUCGAUCUUCAACAGCUAAAGUUGAUGCUGUAGAGGUCAUUUCAUCUUUGGACUCAGAAAAGUUGCCAGAAAUUAAACCCAGCAAACCUAAUGAGAUUUCAGUCAUGGUUCACCAGUCCAGAGGAAAGGAUGAGGCUGAAGGUAAAAGCAAUGUUCGUGCAAGCCAUUCCACACUGAAUCAACAGUCAACAUUUUGGCAAUCCCAGCCUCCAAGUGGGACACACAAUCAUCAGAGUGUUUUACAAGGAAUGGAUAUUGAUGGAUUGCAGUUUAAACAGCAACAUCCUGAACACAUGGCAGAGGACACAAAUGGUGCUGCUAGCGGUGGCUCUCUAAAAUCAAGCCAACUUUGCAGUCCUCCCGCUUCAAGAGCAAGCUCUGUUAUGAGGCCGUUCUCAGCUCCCCCUUCAUCUGGGCCUUCAAAUGUUCGAUUAGUUCAGUCACCUAAGAUAAUGCCGGGUUAUCCGGAGCACUGAAGAUCAAUGAAUGAAUCUAAAUCGUUGUGGACAAACAAAUUGAGCCCGUUUCUUCUUAUGUAUACUAUUGUAUAUAUAUCCUUUACGUCAUUCGAUUUGUUUCAGAGGUGUGAAUUGUGCUGCGAUUAUUUCUAGAAUCAUAUAUCCCUCCUAUUACACGCUUAUAGUUGACUUGACACAAACUCGUUUCAUACCAU